This is a messenger RNA of Pezoporus occidentalis (night parrot), 4862 nucleotides long. RefSeq names its product unc-5 netrin receptor A (gene UNC5A). The coding region runs from base 1935 to 4448 and encodes 837 amino acids. Gene Ontology annotation, biological process: netrin-activated signaling pathway; anterior/posterior axon guidance. Gene Ontology annotation, molecular function: netrin receptor activity; protein binding. Lineage: Eukaryota; Metazoa; Chordata; Aves; Psittaciformes; Psittacidae. The record is from RefSeq and is a predicted model, not a curated record. The transcript is spliced from 14 exons. Gene Ontology annotation, cellular component: membrane.
CUACAGGGUGCAUGGGGUGGCCAUUGUGCAUGCAGUGCCCACAGUGCAUGGGCUGCCCAUCAUGGAUGGAGACUCUGUCAUGGAUGGGGUACCCAUCAUGGAUGGGGUGCCUGUAGUGCAUGGAGCACUCAGACCACAGCCCUCCCACUCCGUCACAGGGGCUCCAGACCAGCUCCAGCCUCCCAGCCGUGCCAUGACCACACCACAAUGUGGAGCCCCACAGUGUCCCACACAGUGCCCAGCAGCAGCAUGGCAUCUGUGGGGGUACCUGGCAGGCCCCCUGCUCUGAUGCUCACCGCAUGUCCCAGCUUCAUUUGCUGCCUGUGGUCCCACUUUACCCAGUACCUGGUUGAGUGGGUGCUGGGGGACUCAAUUAACAUCCUGCCUCCUCCACCCAUCGCUGCUGGCCCCCACGCUUCCAUGGUGAUAGACACACAGCUCAGCGAUUGCUGUACUCAUUUCAUGUGUGAUUACAAGGCCAGUCCCUAGCACUGCUCCCCCGUUCACGUUCACCCAGCAUGCCCGAGUGGGAGGCAGCAGCGGCGCUGUGCAGUGGUGAACCUGGUACUUAAUGGAUAAAUUGGAUUGUCUUUUCCCAUCUCAGCCCCUGACUGGCGCAGCGUGGAGACCCACAGACUAGCGUGGACACCCAGGGAUGCCUGAGUGGGAGGCGCAGCAGUGAGAGCCGCGGGUGGUGUGCUGAGCCGUGCCGCAGCCGGCAUCGGGCCCUGCACCGCGCUGGGGACUGCAGCGCCUGUCCGCGCCGUGACCCCUGGGCCGGCCCCGGGCUGUGUCUGAGGGGGUCGUUAAACCAGUGAAAUAUGAAAUGCCUCUGUAUCCCCGACAGGGGUUUUAAUUAAAUUAAUUGCCAGCGACAUUGUAAAAGUGCUGAUGGGGUAAUAACCGGCGCAUUAUGGUUGCCGUUUAUCUUCCCCGUGUAAAUUAGCUGCCGCACCUUGCCCGUCCCGGCGGGCACCGCGGUGGCUCGCUCGGCACCUGCUCCCUGGCUCACAGGCUCCUGAUCUGGCUGCUGUGAGCAAGGUCCUCCACUGGGGUGCUCAGCCAGGGCCCAGGGAGCUCUGUGUCCCCCAUGUCCCCUGUGUCCCCAAGCCUGUUGUGCAAGCGAGAGCCAGCCUGGGUGGGCACCAUGGGCAGUGGGGGUCCCGUGGGCGAGUGGUUGCCAAACGAAGGCACUUAAUUACUGCGCAUUUCAUCCCAUUUAAUUGCUUAUUAAAUCCUAACCAGCCAAUUAGCAGCAGCAAUUACAGCUUCAUUCAGUGACACAAUCGCUAUUUUAUCGUUUGUUAAUCAAAUGCUUAUUUAGGGCCCUGGUUUAUUAACUCCCUCUGCAGCAGGAGCCAGUGGGGUGAGGGAGCGGGGACACCCGGCCAUGAAUGGGCUGGAGACAUGGGCACUGUGGGUCUGUGCCACAUGCAGCGCUUAUGGCCCCUGCUGCAUGGCACCCACAGCCCCCAAGCAAAGCUGGGGGAUGCCUGACGCCCCAAAGGAUGUGUGUGCAGCCCAGAAACACAGGGAACAGCCAGCCCCCAUGUGCCAUUCCUGUGCCUGCUCCCAGGUGGGUGCCAAUGUCCCCAGAGCAUGUGCCGUGCACCCCUCCGUUCACUCUGCAUCCCUGUGCCGCUCCAGGGCACCUGGGGCAGGAUGCAGCCCCUGGCCUGCACCUUGCAGUGUGCCGGGGAGCGGUGGCAGUGGGCGCCCUGGGAGGCGUGAGUGAUGGCCCUUGUUGGUCACACUACAUUUCCUUUUCAUUAGCGUUAAGUGUGGACAUGAGGGAUCGGUGCGGGUUCAGCGGGCACAGCCACUGUGCUGCUGCUCUCCCUGAUGGAUGGCAGGGACAGGAGGGGGCUGCCGCAUGGCAGCAAAGGGGGGGCCGGUGGUGAUGCACAGAGACACGGGCACAGGGACACACCGGUAUGGGUGAUCACCCAGCCUGGGCACAGUGGAGGUGUCCGAGCCCCCAUCUCCCUGCAGGUGCUCAGCAAAGCGCGACCGUGGCCAACCCGGUGUCUGGUGCGUCCCCGGACCUGCUGCCGCACUUCCAGCUGGAGCCGGAGGACGUCUACAUCGUGAAGAACAAGGCAGUGAGCUUGGCCUGCCGCGCCACCCCUGCCACCCAGAUCUACUUCAAGUGCAACGGGGAGUGGGUGCACCAGGGUGACCACAUCAUGCAGCACAGCACUGACCGCGGCACCGGGCUGCCGGUGAUGGAGGUGCGCAUCGAGGUCACCCGCCAGCAAGUGGAGAAGAUCUUUGGGCUGGAGGAGUACUGGUGCCAGUGCGUGGCCUGGAGCUCCUCCGGCACCACCAAGAGCCAGAAGGCCUUCGUGCGCAUCGCCUAUCUGCGCAAGAACUUUGAGCAGGAGCCGACUGCCAGGGAGGUCUCCAUCGAGCAGGGCAUUGUGCUGCCGUGCCGCCCUCCCGAGGGCAUCCCCCCGGCCGAGGUGGAGUGGCUGCGCAACGAGGAGCUUGUGGAUCCGGCGCUGGACGCCAAUGUCUAUGUGACGCCAGAGCACAGCCUGGUGCUGCGGCAGGCCCGCCUGGCCGACACCGCCAACUACACCUGCGUGGCCAAAAACAUCGUGGCCCGUCGCCGCAGUGCAUCCGCUGCCAUCACUGUCUAUGUGGAUGGUGCCUGGUCAGAGUGGAGCAAGUGGUCGGUGUGCGGGGCCGAGUGCACCCACUGGCGUAGCCGGGAGUGCUCGGAGCCAGCGCCGCGCAACGGGGGCCAGGAUUGCCACGGCCCAGAGCUGGACACCCGCAACUGCACCUCCGAGCUCUGCAGCCAUGCUGCCUCUGGUGCGGAGGACGUGGCGCUGUACGUGGGGCUGGUGGCAGUGGCCGUGUGCCUGGUGCUGCUGCUGCUGGUGGGGGUGCUGGUGUACUGCCGCAAGAAGGGGGGCCUGGACGCUGAUGUGGCCGACUCCUCCAUCCUCACUGCUGGCUUCCAGCCCGUCAGCAUCAAGCCCAGCAAGGCCGACAACCCCAGCCUGCUCACCAUCCAGCCUGACCUCAGCACCACCACCAUGACCUACCAGGGCUCGCUGUGCCCACGCCAGGAUGGCCCGGCCAAGCUCCAGCUGCCCAACGGGCACCUGCUGAGCCCGCUGGGCGCCGGGCGGCACACGCUGCACCACAGCUCGCCCGCUGCCGAAGGCGCCGACUUCGUGGCCCGGCUCUCCACACAGAGCUACUUCCGCUCCCUGCCCCGCGGCACCAACAACAUGGCCUACGGCACCUUCAACUUCCUGGGGGGGCGGCUCAUGAUCCCCAACACAGGGAUCAGCCUGCUCAUCCCACCCGAUGCCAUCCCACGGGGGAAGAUCUACGAGGUCUACCUGACCCUGCACAAGCAGGAGGAGGUGAGGCUGCCCCUCGCCGGCUGCCAGACACUGCUGAGCCCCAUCGUCAGCUGCGGCCCUCCUGGGGUGCUCCUCACGCGCCCUGCCAUCCUGGCCAUGGGUCACUGCGUGGAGGCCAGCGCCGAGAACUGGAGCAUCCGGCUGAAGAAGCAGUCGUGUGAGGGCACGUGGGAGGACGUGCUGCAGCUGGGCGCCGAGCCGUGCACGGAGCUGUACUACUGCCAGCUGGAAGCGCAGGCCUGCUACAUCUUCACGGAGCAGUUGGGGCGCUUUGCCCUGGUUGGGGAGUCCCUCAGCAUGGCGGCCUCCAAGCGCCUCAAGCUGGUCCUGUUUGCGCCGGCCGCCUGCCCCUCGCUCGAGUACAACAUCCGCGUCUACUGCCUCAGCGACACCCAGGACACCCUCAAGGAGGUGAUCCAGCUGGAGAAGCAGCUGGGGGGGCAGCUGAUCGGAGCCCCCCGGGUGCUGCACUUUAAGGACAGCUACCACAACCUGCGCCUCUCCAUCCACGACAUGCCCAGCUCCCUCUGGAAGAGCAAGUUGCUCGCCAGUUACCAGGAGAUCCCUUUCUACCACAUCUGGAGCGGGCUGCAGCCCUUCCUGCACUGCACCUUCACCUUGGAGCGCCUGAGCCCCAGCACCUGUGAGCUGGCCUGCAAGAUCUGGGUCUGGCAGGUGGAGGGUGAUGGGCAGAGCUUCACCGUCAACUUCAACAUCGCCAAGGACACGAGGUUUUCGGACUGGCUGGUCCCUGACAGCGAGGUGGGCGCCCCGGCCCUCGUGGGCCCCAGUGCCUUCAAGAUCCCCUUCCUCAUCCGCCAGAAGAUCAUCAGCAGCCUGGACCCGCCGGGCACCCGGGGAGCCGAUUGGAGGAUGCUGGCCCAGAAGCUCAACCUCGACAGCCAUCUCAGCUUCUUCGCCUCAAAGCCCAGCCCCACAGCCAUGAUCCUCAACCUCUGGGAAGCGCGGCACUUCCCCAAUGGCAACCUCUCUCAGCUGGCUGCCGCCGUGGCCGAGGUAGGCAAGCAGGACAAUGCCCUCUUCGCCGUCUCCGAGGCCGAGUGCUGAGCAUGGCGGGGAUGGAGGCACAACCCCUUUCCUGGGGGACCACCACCAUGGGGCAGCGGGGGCCCCGGCCGGCCCCCAGGCUCCCGCUGCCCCACAGCCCACGGCAAGGGCUGCCCGAUCCCCUUGUGAGACAGGGAUGCCUGUGUCCCACGGCAGUCAGGACCCCCCAGUGCUGCCACCCUGGGCAUCACACAGCCCCAUGGUGGGGGACAGGGGGGCACUGGGUGUGCGUCGAGCGUGCGGUGCCAUCGUGCUGUCUGCGUGUGGGGCCCCGUGCCGUGUUGUGUAAAGACCGUUUUUUUAAUUCUGUAUUAAGUGCAUUCAAGUAUUUACACUUGGCCUUAUGUACAUAGCGGUGCCGCAGGCGGGGGGGCUGCCGGACCUGAAUGUAAAUAAAUUCGAUAUAUAUUGCUA